This is a messenger RNA of Toxotes jaculatrix (banded archerfish), 3376 nucleotides long. RefSeq names its product zinc finger protein 703-like. Gene Ontology annotation, biological process: negative regulation of DNA-templated transcription. The coding region runs from base 435 to 2216 and encodes 593 amino acids. The record is from RefSeq and is a predicted model, not a curated record. Gene Ontology annotation, cellular component: nucleus. Lineage: Eukaryota; Metazoa; Chordata; Actinopteri; Toxotidae. The transcript is spliced from 2 exons.
ACCGAAGACACGCGGCGGGACAUUUGCUCUCAGCACUUGGGACUCUAUGAAGCGGACUGUGGUCUUUUAUGCCUGCACAGAAAGGACUCGCCGUCCGUUUUAGCUGCUGCAGUUCACACGGUGGAUUUUGUUUGGUUUUUCUUUUCUUUUCCUUUUUUUUUUUUUUUUUGGUUUGGUUUGAAAUUGAAAUUUGGAGUCGGAGUCUUGAAUCCGUGUCGGAGAUGUGAAGAUGCACCGGGACUGACAGGUUUCUCCUCCGUCCUUUGGGGGGACAUUUAUAAGGACGUCCAGCUGUGUUUUUUGGAGGGACGUGACCGGUGGUUUCAUGGAUUACAACAACGUUUAAACGCUGUUUUGGACUUGACAAGUAAACGCACAGCCCUCCCACCUGAAAAAAAAGAAAAAAAAACCAGAAGCGCAGCGCCCUCUCUCCAAUGAAAUAUCCCCCUCCAGGAUCAGCUGCGGAUCGUGUAAGUGAGCAGACCGUGCUCGGUGAGACCACCGACAGCGCAAACUCUCGUCCCGGUGCCGUGGUCUCCUUGUUGACCCCUCUGGACCCACUUCGGCAGGCGAAGCGGCUUCCUAUCCGAGUUAUCAAGAUGCUGACCGCGCACACCGGACACUUGCUGCACCCGGAAUAUUUACAGCCUCUGACAUCCGCACCAGUGAGCAUCGAGCUCGAUGCCAAGAAGAGUCCUUUGGCCCUGCUGGCGCAGACCUGUUCUCAGAUUGGUAAACCAGACCCUCCAUCUUCAUCCAAGCUGGGCUCCUCCUGCAGCCAGGGAGACAAGGAGCCCAGCAGUCGGUCAUCCGUCUCCAGCCUGAAGCUCGGGGAGCUCCGCCCCACUCUGGAGGACAAAUCUAGCUUCAAGCCCUAUAACAAAGGCAGCGGGGACUGUCGCAGAGAUGGGGUCACCAGCAGCAGCGAUAAAGUCGGGUUCAGAGUACCCAGCAAUAAUGUUACCACUAAUGGAAAUUCAACCAGUAGCCAGCAGUCCUAUCCGUCCCAAGCUACUUCACCCCGCUCCAGAGCCAGCAGCGGCUCCCCGCCAGGUCACGCUCAGCAGCAGCAGCAGCCUCUCAAACAGAGUCAGUCCCCUGGUGGACAGACCACGUCACACUCGCAGACCCCCAAUGGAGAAAGUGCACACGAGCGCGGCAGUCCUACCAGCACGAGCGGCAGCAGCAAUAAUAAUCAUCCCAAAAAAGACGCUGACGCAAACAAGGUCAACUUGGACAGUCCACACCAUGCAAACUCCAGCCACGUUCGAGCCAGCACAAACUGCAGUAACGGCAGCUCUGAUGGUGGUUCCAACCACGAGGGAGGUAAAGCAGAGUCCGCCCAGCCUAACCUCGGCCCUGGACACAUUACACCAAUUUCUCCUUACAAGACAAGCCAACCACUCUUCCCCCUGCCCUCUUCUAACAUGGGCUACCACGGAUCUGUAGUGGGGGCCUACGCAGGCUACCCGUCUCAGUUUGUUCCAGGGCUGGACCCGGCAAAGUCGAGCCUCAGCGUGGGAAGUAUGGCAGUACCGGGAAAGCACCCGAGCUCCAGCCCUCUCACGGGCGCCUCCCCUCCUUCCUUCAUGCAGGGUUUAUGCAGGGACCCCUACUGUCUAAGCUACCCAAGUGUUUCCCAUCUCGGCGGAAGCAACUGCAACUCGUGCAUCCACGACCCGUCCUCCACGCUCAAAUCGAGCUUCCCAUUGGUGUAUCCCUCCCACCCGCUCCACUCCCUCCACCAAAGCUCCCUGUCAUCCAGCGCGUCCUCCUCCCUCUCCCAUCCCCUCUACACAUACGGCUUCAUGCUCCCUAACGACCCCCUGCCUCACGCCUGUAACUGGGUCUCAGCCGGGGGGCCGUGCGACAAACGUUUCGCCACUUCGGAUGAGCUCCUGGCCCACCUCCGCACGCACACAGCCCUGCCCGUGGGAAUGGACAGUAAGCUGCUCUCUGUUUCCUCCUCUGGACCUGCCUCCUGCCACCUUCACCUCCCCCACCAGAGCAGUCCAGGCUCCAUGCCGAGCUCCCUCUCUCUCAGGGCUCCCCCCAGUCUGGGUUUAGCUCGCUAUCACCCCUACAGUAAGGUCCAUCUGCCCCCCGGUCCCUCGUCCCUCUCCCUGCACUCUUUGCCCACCACAGGCCCCUAUUACCCUCAUUACGCUCUCUACAGUCAAAGACUCGGAUCCGCAUCUGCACUGGGAUACCAGUGAUACAUCAUCUGCUUAAAUGUUUAAAGGAAUAGUUUCACAGUUUGGGAAAUAUGCUGAUUCGCCGCGUGGUGGAGAGUUUGAUGAGAAGAUUGCUUCUACUCUCAUUUCUGUCAUCUGUAAAAAAAAAAACAUAAAAAAACAAGGCUACAGUCAGUUGGCACUUAGCUUAGCUUAGCACAGGGAAGCCUCUAGCCUGGCUCUGUGUAAAGCUGGAUGUAGCUCCAUAUUUAUUGGACAGACAGGUGGCAGUGGCAUCAGUCCUCUCGUCUAAUUCUCUGCCAGAGAGCCAAUAAGUAAAUUUCCCAAAAUGUCAAACUGCUACUUUAACUUAGUACUGCGGCAAGUUGCUGCUUCUUGCGACUGGACUGGAUUUAAGUGGGACUGGGAUGGGCAAGCAAGUUCUGGAUUUUGACUUGAGAACAUCUUUACACUUUCUUUAUACAUUAUAUAUGAGAUUUGAUGUUUCUAAUCAGGCUCCACUCCUAAGGAUCAGAGGACACGUGGCUCUUGCAUGUCUGCACAUUGCUCGGAUACUUUCGAAACAGACGCAGCUGCCCUUGGGUGACUUUUGCCGCCUCAUGGCCUUUGGCAGAUUGAUGGUUGGACGCUGUCUAAUAGCUCCUGGAUGUUCAGGGUUCUCGCUGCAAACGUUGAUGAUGAUUUAGUGCAGAAAAAUGUAGUGUGGCGGGGAUGGCAAUUAGCUGAUGGGCUGAUGUAAGUCUGGCCACAGUCGCUUUCUCCCUGCAAGAGAUGCAUGUAAGCUCAACACAGCAUACACACUUAACUGUUUAUUCAGCCCCAUGGUUUGUGAUGGUUUGUUUUGGUUCCUUAUGUUUUGUUUAUUCCUACUGAGAAGUUGUAUUUAUUUUAUACCGGGAAUCUAGCUUUCAUGUUUACCACACAAAUCUAUUCUCAUUUUACAGUCCUCUGAGCGAACACGUGGGAAGCCGGAUGACAGAUGUUUGGAUAUGUCGCGUCUCAAGACUUCUCGAGAAUGAAUGUCGAAAUCACAUCUCUCUCUCUGAACUCCUCAGCUUUUUGAUUUCUUUAUUUUCACAGCAAAUCAAUAAAAACGAGAUGUGAUAUUUUUUGUAAAAUCGGGGCACCCUGUGGUGGCAUCCAGUGAAAGGGGAGGUCAUAUUUUGUUAAAUAAAUCACAC